AUGGAUGAGGGAGGAUUAGGGGGUGGGGUUAGGGGUUUGUGGGGUGGUGUGGGAGGGGAAGUGGUGUUGGUUGGGGUGAAAGGUAGGGGUGAUGGGGGGAUUGAUGAGGGGAGGGGGUUGGUAGAGGAUUAUGAUGGGGGGGGGGGUAUGGGGGGUAGAAAAGUUGGAGGAGAUAUUAUGGGGAUAGGGGGGGGGGGUAAAGUUGAGGGGAAAAGAUGUUUUGUGGGUUGGGGGGGGAUGAUGAUGAGGAAGAUUUUUGGGGAUGAGGGGGGGGGGGAUUUUGUGGAUUUAUGUGUAUUUGAUAAAUGUUUUUGGGGGGGGAAGUGUGUGGUUGUUGUUGGUUUGGGGUGGGGUGUUUUGGGUAAGUUUGGGGGUGUUUUGGGGGGUGGGGGGGGUUUUUGUAUUGGUGGUGGGAGUUGGUUGGGGGGUUGGGGGUUGUGGAGUGGGGGUGUGUGUUGA
Molecule: messenger RNA, 459 nt
Organism: Knipowitschia caucasica
Lineage: Eukaryota; Metazoa; Chordata; Actinopteri; Gobiiformes; Gobiidae
Source: the annotation of a GenBank genome assembly